Molecule: messenger RNA, 2577 nt
Organism: Clarias gariepinus (North African catfish)
Lineage: Eukaryota; Metazoa; Chordata; Actinopteri; Siluriformes; Clariidae
Gene: ankrd55
Product: ankyrin repeat domain 55
Exons: 11
Coding region: 301-2250 (649 amino acids)
Molecular function (GO): protein binding
Source: RefSeq, a predicted model, not a curated record
CACAGGGAAGCUGCGCGAAUUCUCCUCUCGCCUCGGUUCCAUCAACAACGCGCGCGUAAAACUUCUCCCGUGGGAGUACGGACACGCGCUUUUCUCCCGCCAGGCUCUCUCUCUCUCUCUCUCGUUCACUCUCACUCUCUCCUUUCCCGCAUCUAUCUCUUUAUCUCAGGGUAAUUCAUGGGAAAACAGGAGCACUAUCUGGCACCAUGACAUAGACUACACAGGGGAUACACUCUCUCUCUCUCUCUCUCUUCUCUCUGGAAGCGGUGUGUUCUUCUUCUCUGGUGGCAAUCCUCAGGCAUGGAGUUUCCCUCUGCAACCGUGUUUGACCAGCCCAAAGACUGUGCUGAGGAAGUGGACUUGAACGUGGUGUUCCACGCAGCGGCUACAGGGGAUGUCAACAGUCUAACAUCCACCAUACGUGAGGAUCCGUCCAUUCUGGAGUGCUGUGAUAGUGAAGGCUCCACGCUGCUAAUGCACGCCGUCUCUGGGAGACAGGUGGAUACAGUUAAGCUGUUGCUGAAAAUGGGUGCAUCGAUCAACACUCAGGAUGCCUGUGGCAGGACUUCACUUUCCCUCGCUACAUACUUGGGCUGGUUGGAAGGCUGUGUGUGUUUACUGCGAAAUGGUGCAAAACAGAACAUCCCUGAUAAGAACGGUCGCUUACCGCUUCAUGCUGCUACAGCUGAGGUCGACCUCAGACUCAUGGCUGUGUUACUGCAACAAUCAACACUGUGUGAAAUAAAUCAUCAAGAUAAUGAGGGCAUGACGGCGCUUCACUGGGCAUCCUUCCAUAACCGCCCGGAGCAUGUUCAGGCCCUGCUGCAAAAAGGGGCAGAUCCCACACUGGUCGAUAAAGACUUUAAAACUGCACUUCACUGGGCUGUGCAGAGCGGUAGCAGAUUUAUGUGCUCACUAAUUCUCGACCAUCACCUUGGUUCCACCGUUAUAAACUACGACGACGAGAACGGCAAGACCUGCGUUCACAUUGCAGCCGCAGCAGGUUUCAGUGACAUCAUUUAUGAGCUUGCACGUGUCCCUGAAACUAAUCUGCAGGCUCUGGAUGUGGAUGAGAGGACGCCUCUUCACUGGGCAGCUGCAGCAGGAAAGGAGGAGUGUGUGCAAGCUUUGUUACAGCUGGGUGUGGAGCCUGGGCCAAGAGACAUAAAUGAGAACACGCCACUGACGUACGCCAUGUACUGUGGCCACACUGCCUGCAUCAAACUGCUCUCCGCCAACAGCAGGCCUGAAUCAACCAGGCAGCUACUUUCACAAAGCAGUGACGCUGCUAUCAGAAAAGAGGGCAAAUUCCGCGUACUAAACCAUAUCUUCUCGUGUAAAAAGAAAAAAGAACUGCAUGCCACACGGCAAAGGGACCUUAGCCGGGAGCGCCAUCUGCAAGAAGAGACCUCUGAAGUAGACGACAUCAUCACCAUGUUCGACUGCAUUGUUGAGCCCCAAGUUAAAGAGGACAGCAGAAAACAGCCUAAUGAACCUGAAAGGUUUGAAGACCCCACUCCUAGGGACCACAAGAGCCUACCUCCUAUACGCACACAGAGUCUUCCACCUAUAACUCUGGGAAACUCUUUGUUAACCAACUUGCACAAUACAUCACAUAGAACUGUUUCUGGUCAAAUUAGUCAUUUGGCCCACAGGUCGCAGAAGAGCAAGAGCGAACAUGAUCUGUUUGACAGCAAGACAAAGACUCAGAAAGCCAUUGGGCCUUCCUGGAAAACUGAAUCCAGUCAGUUGCUAAACCACAAGGCUUUGGUGUCUUUUCCAUCUGACAGGAUGCUGUUGCACGAAACACCAAGUCCUAUAGAUGUGCUUUGCUCCAACCACACACCGUAUAUUCAGAGAAAUGAUCAAGUUGCAAAUACUCAUCUGGUACCACUGCGAAUGAGAGACUCAGCAUUGACACGCAACAGCUUGGCUCCCAUUCGUGACCACUGUACCCACAGAUUCUCUUUGCCUCCUGACCAGGUCUCUCAGGGAGUCAGAAAGUCCAAAUCCCUGCCCUUAAGCUCUCUUGGACGCAGUUUAGCAGGACUCCCGCCUCCUUUAACAUCUAAGAGUCACAGACCAGCUAUUCAUCAGAGUCAGUCUCUGUGUUCCUUUCCUCCUCCUCUGAGCACCGAGCCGCUGCGAAACAUGCAAGUUCUUCCCGCUAUCCCACCUCAAAGGAAACGAAGCCCAUCACCUCCAAAUCUCCCAGAGACGACGGAGAUUAACACAGACAGAAGAACCUGAUGCACUUGCUGACUCAGUUUCUGAGUCUUUGUCUUUGCUGUCAAAAAGGAAGAAACACAAACAAAAGGGCUGACCUUUUCUCAGCCACAUUAAAACUGGUUUCUGUUUCACUAUGAUCUUCAGGUUUUAUUGGAUUGUUUGGACAGUCAGUAAACCAUCAGCAUAUAUUUUCAUGAGAAGGAAGAGCUUCAUUGCCAUUGUUGAAAUGUUUGAUAAAGUUUAUAAAGCUAUCAGAAUAUUUUUUCACAUUUUUACAAAAUAAUAGACUCUCUAUUGUCUAUGGCAUGCACUGUGUAAAAUUAGAUUUCUGGUUUACCUCUAUAUUAU